Molecule: messenger RNA, 1555 nt
Organism: Paramecium octaurelia
Lineage: Eukaryota; Ciliophora; Oligohymenophorea; Peniculida; Parameciidae
Source: the annotation of a GenBank genome assembly
AUGAUAAAUUAGGAAUUGAACGAGAAAUAUUAAGACAUUAAUGAGGGAGAUAGUUAUGGAGAUGUUUCAUUAAUAGAAUAGUCAUAGAAAACAAAUCGAUAAUGGAUGAAAGUGUGUCAAAUCAAUGAAUCAACAAUUGGAUAAACUAUUUUAGUGAGAGCUAGGAUUCACAAUUCUAGAAUUAAAGGAAAAAUUGCUUUUUUAGUUCUCAGAGAGAAUUGGUAUACAAUCUAAGCUGUUUUAACGAAAGGAGAAAAAAUAAGUUCACAAAUGAUUAAAUAUACAGGAGCAAUCACUUUAGAGUCUAUUGUUGACAUAGAAGCUGUUGUUUUAUAACCAAAUUUUUAGAUCAAGUAUUGUACUUAAUAAGUGGAAUUACAUAUAUAAACUAUUAGAGUAAUAAGUAGAUCAAUUCCUAAAUUGCCAUUUCAAAUUGAAGAAGCUUCAAGAAAAAUUGUUGAUUAUUACUCUAAUUUGUAACAGUAAAAGUAGAAUGAAGAUAAAUAGGAAAACAAACAGUUAAUCUAAAGUCAAGAUUACCAAAUAUCUUAAAAUUAAAGAUUAAAUAAUAGGGUUCUUGACUUAAGAACUCCUGCUAAAUAGGCCAUUUUUCGAGUUAAAUCAGGAAUAGCUUUAUUAUUUAGAUAAUUCUUAAUAGAAAAGGGAUUUGUCGAGAUUCACACUCCAAAAUUAUUAGGAUUUAAUACAAAAGAUAGCUAUUGCAAUUUUAAAUUAUAGUACUUUAAUUAUCAAGCAUUUUUAUCCUAAUCAUCUUUUAAACAUAAAUAAAUGAGUCUAAUGGCUGAUUUUGAUAAAGUUUUUGAAGUAUCUCCAGUAUUUCGAGCACUUCAUGGUAACACUCAUAGAUAAUUAUGUGAAUUUAUUUGUAUGGAUUUAGAAAUGGUUAUCAAGGAACAUUAUUCUGAAUUGCUAGAUCUAACAGAAGAAUUAUGUCUAUUUAUAUUGAAUGGAAUUGAGAAAAAGUUUGAUUAAGAAAUUUAAAUCAUUGCAUAGUAGUUUUAGUUUGAACCUAUUAGGAUUUGCUACCCUAUUAUCAAAUUAAAGUAUUGUGAUGCAAUAAAAUUACUUCAAGAAAUUGGGACUGUUUAAAGUCCUUCAUAUUAUUUUGACAUUGCAAAUUAAAUGUAAUUAGGAAAAUUAGUAAAAGAGAAAUAUGGAACUGACGUUUUCAUUUUGUAUGAAUUACCAAGAGAAAAUUAACCUUUCUAUAUUAUGCCAUGUAAAAUGGAUCCUAAUUUUACUUUAUCUUAUAAAUUCGUUUUGAGAGGAGAAGAAAUCGCAUCAGGCCAUUAAAGAAUUCAUGAUCCAGAAUAUUUAAUUAAUUAAUUAAAAGUUAUAGGGCAAGAUACUCAAAUAUUAAAAGGCUACGUUGAUUCAUUUAGGUAAAAUAUAAUUCUAUAUUUAAAGAUAUGGAUCCUAUCCUCAUGGAGGAUGUGCAUUUGGUUUAGAAAGAUUUCUAUAUUUAUACUUUGAUUUAAAAAAUAUCAGAAAUGUAAGUUUGUUUCCAAGAGAUUCAAGUAGAUUGUUUCCUUGA